CCUCGGUGCUCGGCAGCGCAAAACGACUGCCUACCGGUGCGUGCGCUGCCGUGCGAACCGAUCAUAACGUACGCAUAACGUACGCGAAGCGCGCGAGCUGAAAAACCGCAUCGCUGCCGACCCACAAACGAUGAUGCGCCGCCUCUCCCGCCUGGCGCCGCGCUCCACCAGCACAGAACGCUUGGCGCCGCGACGCACGCGAGCCUACAACUUCGCGAGCAGCCAGUACAAUGCCGCCUUCGGAGACCUGCCACCCGUCGACCGCGACAAGCUGCGGAAAGACGCGAUCGCCUACUGUGAGCGCUUCGACGCACAGAAGUGGUACGACGACCCCGUCGCGACGUGCAUCGCUGGAAAGCCCGUCGAAAGCGGCGAGAGCGGGCCCACGUACGACAAUUUUGGGAGGGAGAACGGUAUUGUAUUACAUGGUGAUAUCGAUGGUCUCCUCGACCACCUGCGGGACUUUGAUGGGGUAAGGGACCAGCGGACUUCUGUGAGGAGUGUGGAGCGGGCCCUCUUCACGGACCACGCGGCGGCGUUGAUCGGGAACCAGACGCUGGACUUUGGGAAGCAGGACGGCGUGACGGAAAUCGAGGAGGCGCUCGAGGCUUCAGAGGUCGAGCGGCGGCUGGUGGACCAACUGUUGGAUGACGAGGAGAGGGGCGUUCUAUGCAUUGAAAGAGCACCGGUGCUCGUCGCGUGCGUGUCGAACUUCUCGAACUUCUUGGAUUUGUCGCGGAAGACGCUGCGCAACUUAGAAUGUGGUAUACCCGUUGUGGUACUGUCAAGGACGGGCUCGACCACCCAAUACCCGUACCGGUGGUACCAAUUACUAAUAGAGGAGAUGGCGCGCCACGGUGUGGAUACAAAGUACGCGUCCUUCGCCAGCGUGUCUCUGGAGAAACAGAUCGAGCUCUGUCGAGCUCUGGGCGACGCGUCGCCGCUGCACAUCACGUCUUCAAGGCAAACUGCUCUAAACUGCAACGCCUCCCAUAAUAACGUCAUCGCGUCGACGGGCGGCCCGAACACGAUGGUCGUCGCCGGAGCGCUCGACGGCGCGACGGGCGCGUUAUUGCGGGACAGCGCGACGAUCGAGCACGCGGGCCAGUGCACGGCGCUGCGCGUCGCCGUGCUGGACGCGCGCCACGUUGCACCAGACGCGGUACAUGAGGCGCUGCGCGGCGCCGCGGCGCCGGCGACGGCGACCGACGCGCUGGCCACGGACGUCUACGCGGGCCUCUUCCCGGGCGCGCCGUCGACGUCGUGGGGCGAGGACUACGUGGACUGCGACCGCGUCAACGUGAAGACGAGCGAGGCCAUGCCGGUCGGGCACUUAGAUGAGGGCUGGCGCCAGCCCGUCGUCGACUUGAGUAUUGCGAAAGACUUCGGCAGCGACGCCCACGUGUUGGACGUAUCAAACUGGCUUGUCCAGAGGCAGCCCAUUUCCCUCGCGGUGAACGGCGACCUCGCGCUCUCUGUCAAGCUGUGGGAGCGCACGGCGAUGGUCGUCGUGACGGUCGGCGGUUGUGAUGGGCGGCCGCCGGCGUCGACGUGCCAAGCUAGACCGCAGGACGGCGAGAUCUUCGGCGAGGUGCCGCCGCGCAAAGAACUUCGAGAGCACACGCGGUUCCCCGUCUACGUGCCGAGCGCGGCGCCGGCCUACAACGCGUCCUACGAUGCUUCGUAUCUGAAGACGCGGAGCGACGCGCCGUUCCCAUCAAGCGUCGCGGCCUUGAUGGAGAGAGUGGAGGAUGCUACUGUAAGGGGCUACUGCUCAAUCUUGGUCGACUAUCUGCGAGACGCCUGCGGCCCGCGGCCCGGGCCCGGGAAGGCCCGGGAGACGCUGUACGGCUGGCAGCGGCCGCCGUUGCAUCUCAAGACGGCGUUCCGGCUGGCCGCUUCUGCCUCCCUAGACGACGUCACUCCGGCCAUCGCAUUAUUCCUCGCGACGAAUGCGCGCGACCAGCUCGUCGUUUCUGUCGAGGCGGGCGGCGAUGCGCUUGUCGAUGCCUUAUCAAGCUGCGGCGUGGACGCGAAGGUCGAAGAGCGCUUCGAGGCGGACGUGUACUACGACGCCGUCUCCGGUGCUGAUUUGAGGGACCGCUUCGCUACGUACCCGCUGGCGCAGCAGUUCGCCUCGCUGUUCCUCACUGUCGGCCACGCGAAGUCGACGCUAGGAAAGGACGAGGCGUUCGUCGCGGCGUUUUCCGCGUCGCCGAAGUGGCUGCGGGUUGUGGAGUAAAUUUAUGAAAUUGGU
Messenger RNA from Pelagomonas calceolata, 2257 nucleotides. NCBI's taxonomy places the organism in Eukaryota, Pelagophyceae, Pelagomonadales, Pelagomonadaceae. The record is from the annotation of a GenBank genome assembly.